AUGGGAAACAAUAUCAAUCCCGAAAAAAUCAAUUCCUCAGCUCCUUCGCUUUUACGUCAUGUACAGUCCACGCCUCUAUUUCAGCAACAUCAAUUCAUCAACGAUGCACCACCGGAUCAUGAAGAAAUAGGUUUGAUGGGUUCAUCAACACAAAGCAAUGCUCAUCCGUACAAUGAUAACCAUGAGCAGGAUGAUGAUGUUGCUUGUUUCACUGAUAGCACUGCUUCUAUCAACAACAUCCGAAAGCGAAGCCAAACGCUGGGACUAAAUCGACGAACGAGCAGUAGUAGGCAUCUCAAACAACCAUCGUUGAGCGAUUCUUCUUCCUCUCCCAUUAUGCCAAUAUCACCAAACAACAACAACAACCAACUAUAUGGGAACCCUUCUUCGUCUCCUUUUCCAACAUCUUCCACUCCAAUUUCCAUUCCCACAUCUACAACUCGCAAUGAUGACCCCAACUCUCCAAAUGUACUAUCAGCCUCCUCUGUCCUUGCAACUAGUUUUUCAUCAUCCUCUCCGAAUGUACAAAGAACUACAGAGCACCAAAUCAACGCUGCUCUCUCCUCCUCUUCUCCGAACAACACUCCAAAACAACAGUUUUCCACAAAGAGAAACAUCCCACUUCUCAAUCUUCCUCCUCGACCUACCUCUCUCAGCAGUAAUGCCAGUCCUCGCCAUCACCACAACGAACCAAGGUAUUCAUCAUGGGUAGGCACAAGUCCAAAACAAGCCCAUUUGAACCCCAUUGAGUCUGCAGCAAUUACAGCCAGUAAUUACAGUGUUUCAGUAUCCAAUGUCAUGAUGAUGAGCAAUAACAAUACCAUCACUUCCGACGAAACUUCAAAAGAUGGAUUAUCAAGAAUUAUUUACAUGAAUAGGAACGGGAACAACAAUUUUCAAUUGGAUGCAUCACCAAAAAACUCUUCUCCGUCGUAUUCACCACAACUAUGGACAAAUACGUCAUUAUUUAAACAGACUUCCAACAAUCUACAACAGGAGCCUGUAGCCAUUAUCAUUUCCAAAUCAACACCUAUUUCACCACAUCACAAUGACGAAAGAAAUGCUAAACUCUCUCGAAAAGCAAAUUCAAACAAGAGCUCACUCGGCUCUACAUCUUCUUCAAAAAGUGGUGGUCGUACCAAUCGAUCACACUCAACAGCAUUACUCACUCCAAGAGGAGUAAAUAUGUUGUCACCUAGAGGAGUCAAUGGAAUUCCUUAUUCACCAAGAGGAAGUUUAUCUCCACGAACAAAUUUCACAAGACCAACAAACGGAGCUGCCUCAACAACUCCAACAACCUCUAAUAAUGGAAAUCAUAACCAAAGAUCAUAUCCUAUUUCUUUUGACGAUGUGACAGAAAACGAUAUACACGGUGAAGAAAACGAUUCAGAUUUAGAAGAUAUGAAUAUUUCUGAAAUUUCAACAAAUCACAAUCCCAAAAUUACGUACCAAAACUAA
This is a messenger RNA of Naegleria lovaniensis, 1458 nucleotides long. RefSeq lists its product as uncharacterized. The record is from RefSeq and is a predicted model, not a curated record. The transcript has a single exon. NCBI's taxonomy places the organism in Eukaryota, Heterolobosea, Eutetramitea, Acrasida, Naegleriidae. Bases 1 to 1458 code for a protein of 485 amino acids.